This is a messenger RNA of Pezoporus occidentalis (night parrot), 2669 nucleotides long. RefSeq names its product RUN and FYVE domain containing 4 (gene RUFY4). The transcript has 12 exons. Bases 8 to 2488 code for a protein of 826 amino acids. NCBI's taxonomy places the organism in Eukaryota, Metazoa, Chordata, Aves, Psittaciformes, Psittacidae. The record is from RefSeq and is a predicted model, not a curated record. Gene Ontology annotation, biological process: positive regulation of macroautophagy.
UCCCUCCAUGCCCUUGGCUAUUCAGGGGCACCCCACAGCCCAACACCCCCCUCUCCAGGCACCAGGAGGAUGCGGGGAGGCCCAGGCUCCCACUCAGCAUCACUUCCUACUUUCACUUUGGUGCCGAGCAUCGGCCUUGCCUGGGGGAGUCGAGUGUCCCCCAGGCCCUCAUUACACAGGUACAAAAGGAGAAGCCGGCGGGCGCAGGGACACACCAGGGUCACCCCAGCACCCAGCAAGCACCUCGGGGCACCCCACAGCUCCUGGGCACAGACCCCCAGGGACAGCCAUGGCAGCGGAUGGGGAACUCAACCGCAUUAUCAAGGACCUGCAAAGGACUGUGGCUGAACUGAACCACUGCUACAGGGAGCAGAACCUGCCAGUGACAGACGGGAGCCGGGAGCUGCACAGCCUCUGUGCCCAGCUGGAGUUCCUCCUCCAGUUUGACCUCAAGGAAAAGAAGAGCUUCUUUGGGCAGCGCAAGGACUAUUGGGACUUCUUGUGCCAGGGCCUGGCACAGCGCCGGCAGGAGCAUGAGGGCAUUCGCUUCGUCACCUCCCUGGACAAGCUGAAGACCCCAGUGGGCAGGGGCCGAGCCUUCCUGCGGUACUGUCUGGUGCACCAGCAGCUGGCAGAGUCCCUGCAGCUCUGCCUUCUUGACCCUGAGAGCCUUCGUGAGUGGUACUACGCCCGCAGCCCCUUUCUGAGCCCCCAGCACCGGGCAGAGAUCCUGGGCAGCCUGUACGAGCUGGACUGUGUCACCUUCCACCUGGCCCUGUGCAGAGAUGACCUGGACACUGCCUGGCCCAUGUUCUCUGAGACACUGGUACGACCCAGCUUGGUGACUGGGAGCAGCCUGGCAAAGACAGCCCCACAGGCAGAUGAUACUGACACCAGGAUGCAUGGAUGGCCUGAUGGCAUCACCCAUUUCACCACAGCACCCUGUAAGGUGCCAGCCUACCCGUGUUCACCCACCUUGGCUGCCCUGGGGGCAGGCAGUGUAGAGGUGGAGGAUGUGGAAGGGAAUGUGGAGGGCAUGGAAGGGAAGAAGGAUGUGGAAGAGGAAGAUGAGGUGGAGAAGGAUGAAGAUGAGGAGGUGGAAUGGGAUGUGGAUGUGACAUUAGAGCAGGAUGUGGAAGAGGAGGAUGGAAAGGAAUUUGAGGAGGAUGAGAAGGAGGUGGAGGAUGAGAAGGAGGUGAUGGAUGAGGAGGACGUGGAGGACGUGGAGGUAAAUGUGAAGAAGGAUGUGGAAGUAAAGGAGGAUGUGGAAGAAGAUGAUGAAGCGGAGUUGGACAAGGAUGAGGAGGAGAUGGAAAACGUGGAUGCAGAGGAGCUGGAGGACACACACAGCACUGGCAAAGCACCCCAGUCUGAUGGCGACAGGGAUUCCGGCGCAUCACCACCACCCAGCACAGGGUGCGCGCUGGGCUCCCUGCCACCAGAGCCCAGGCAGCCGGGUGGGACAGAGGAGUCCCUGUGGGCACUGGUGUCCCAGCUGCGGGCUGAGCUGGAGCAGUGGAAGGCAUCGUCCCAGGCUCUGGCAACGCGGCUGGCACGGGAGGAGAGGCGGCACAGGCGGCAGGAGGAGGGCAGCGCACGGCGGGCCCGGCUGCUGGCACGUGAGGCCGAGGCUCUGCGGGACACCAACACCUUCCUGGGACAGGCACUGGCGGCAGCGGUGGGAGCGGGGGGGUCGGGGGCGCUGGCACAAGCACAGGAGGAGGCACGGGUCUGGCGGGAGGUGGCAGAGGAGCAGGGCGCCCAGCUGGCCACGGCACAGGCAGAGGUUGCAGCGGUGUCCUCGCACCUGCGGGAAUGCCAGGCGGCGCUGGCAGCAGUGGGACAAAUGGACAUGCCAAAGGAUGCCGGUGCCCCAGAUGAGGUGGCUGCCAUGGAAGAGGUGCUGCAGCGGGCACUAGAGAUCGCCUGUGGUCCCCAGGAGUCCCUGCCAGAACAACAAGCAGAGGGGGAGCCCAGCACAGCCAUCAGCAUGGCCAUGCGCUUGGCCACCCUGGCCGCAGCAGUGCGGGAGGAGGCCUGGCAGAGCCAGCAGCAGCUCCAGGCCAAGAGGCAAGAGGUGGCCCAGCUGCAGGAGCAGCUCAGCAGGGCCCGGCAGGAUGGCGAGCGCUGGGCAUCGGCUCUGCAGCGGGCGCAGCGAGAGGCUCUGGAGCGGGAGGCCACACGUGGUGCGGAGCAGGCACGGCAGCAGGAACUCAUCCGGGACAUGAAGGGGCGGCUGCUGGAGCUGCUGCGGGAGAAGGAUGCCCUGUGGCAGAAGACAGAGGGCAUCAACACUGCAAUGCCCAGCACAGCACCCCGCGAUGCAGGGCUGUGCACCCACUGCCACAAGGAUUUCCACCUCCUCUCCCGGCGGUACAACUGCAGGUUAUGCCAGGGUAAGGUAUGCCACGCAUGUUCUGUGGACGUGGGCAAGCAGGGACGCUGCUGCCUGCUUUGCUACCAGCAAAGGCACUCACAGGCUGUAUGAGUCAGGACUGCAACCCUCACACUGGGCCUGGGAUACCCGCUGCCCUGACUGUCUCCUCUCCGACUUGCUGGGGACCAAAGUGCCCAGGGCCUGCAGGCAGGUCCGGCUGCCUGACUUCCCAGGUUGAGAUGUGUCUUUCUUGUGGCUGGUCUGCACAGAAGAGAACAACACACUCCUGCUA